Messenger RNA from Lactuca sativa (garden lettuce), 1283 nucleotides. Its product is annotated as histone deacetylase HDT1. The record is from RefSeq and is a predicted model, not a curated record. NCBI's taxonomy places the organism in Eukaryota, Viridiplantae, Streptophyta, Magnoliopsida, Asterales, Asteraceae.
GCGUAUCAUACCUCCGUCCCGCUCUCCCUUUAUAAAUCCGUAUUCGUUUCCUCCAAACCCUAACGUUUUCUCUGCUCACACACACUUCUCUCUGCCGCUACCUUCUCUCACGAAUUUUUCUCCUCCUCUUCAUCAAUGGAGUUUUGGGGUGCUGAGAUUAAAAGUGGCCAGUCAUUUGAUGUAGUCAUUGGUGAAGGCAAGGUUUUGCAUCUUUCACAGGCUUGUCUUGGUGAAGCAAAGAAGGAAACAAAGGAAUCUGUUUGCAUGCACAUGACUAUGGAUGGAAAAAAACUUGUUCUUGGAACCCUUAUUCCUGAGAAGAUUCCACAACAGUUAUUCGACUUGGUCUUUGACAAAGACUUUAAAGUCUCACACAACUCAAAAAACAGCAGCAUCUAUUUGUAUGGCUACAAAGCUGACAACCCUGCUGAUGACAAUGAUGACUCUGAAGAAUUUUCUUCUGAAGAUGAUGAGGAGGAAGAUCUUCCACUUCCAGUGGCUAAUGGAAAACAAGAGGCAAAGAAAGAGGAGAAAAAAGCUGUAGUUCCUAAGAAAGAACAGAAGUCAUCUGCUGCUGGAAAACAGAAGGUGAAAAUUGUGGAACCUGAAAAAGACGUGAAAGAGUCAGAUGAUGAUGAUGACAGUGAUGACUCUGCUGCAAUGUCUGAAGAUUCUGAUGAUGAGGAUGAUGAGGAUUCCUCUGAUGAUGAAGAAGACAGUGAUGAGGAGGAAGAGACACCCAAAAAGGAACAAUCUGGAAAGAAGAGACAGAAUGAAUCUGCAAGCAAGACCCCUACUGAGAAGAAGAAAACAAAGAUUGCUGCUACCCCUCAGAAGACUGAAGGAAAGAAGAGUGGAGCAGUGCAUAUAGCAACACCUCAUCCAUCAAAGCAGGCGGUUGCUAAGACGCCAGCUGGCGGAAGCAAGUCUAACCAGAAAAGUCCGGCCACUGAUGGUGCUCAUUCUUGCAAAUCGUGCAACAGGAACUUUAAGACAGAGGGUGCUCUUUCGUCUCAUAACCAGGCGAAGCACUCAGCAAGUAAAUGAAUGGAAAGUGAGUGAAGAGGAUGGAAGAUUUUGUUGAAGAUGAGGAGGGUAGUAGUUUUUUAAUAUCAUGAUAUGAUUGAAUGAUCGGUAGAGGUUUGUUAGUAGUUAGUAUCGAAAAAAACAAUUCUAUCCUUAAUCUGUCUGUUUGGAAGAUUGAUUGUGGAUAUGGCAGUUAUGUUGAUGAUGCUCUAUCUACUUACUCAUUUUAUGGUGAUUAUGGUUUUGGUUUGGUUGAA